AUUAAUAAAUUACAUAAUUUCUGUGUGCAGGUCAACCUACAGAUUCAUCAACACCCUCCUCACUAGCGCCGACAACAUGGAGAAGGCCCAGGCCAACUUUGUGCUCCAGAGGCUGAUGAGCUACUCCAACCAGGAGCCAAGCAACAACCAGUACAAUCAGCACAGUUAUGCCAACUUCAACAACGACAACUACAACAACAACAACUUCUUGCAGAAGAUGAUCAACACAUUCUCUCAGCAGAACCCCGUCCCCUACAGCCUGGGAAACAACAACAAGAUCUUCAAGUUCAGUGACUCCGAGGAUGAGAACCUGGAGAAGAAGAUCAGGGAGAGCAUGAUGGCCUUCAAGAUGAUGCAGUUGAACCAAGGAUCCAGCAGAUCCAUCAUCAACCCCUUCUCUGUUGAGAACGGAUACAGGGAGAAGAUUCAAGCUCUUCUUUCUCGUAACAGACGUCAAGCUGAGGCCGCCACUCUUCCCGACACUCUCGAUAUCGGAGACCGUCUGGCUGAGAAGAUGAAACAGCAACAAGACAAGUUGACCUCCGAGGUCGGAAACAUGACCUGUAUUCUCCGUGAGGUUGGUAUGCUGAAUGAGGACAACGAGCUGGACUUCAACACCCAGAAGAAGACAAUGGAGAAGCUGAACUUCGAGGACGACUGGUUCAAGAACAGGAUCUUUAACGAUAUCGAAACCUGCAACAAGGUUGCCGAUGCUCUCCCUACCGAGGUCCAGAACGAGUUUGUUUUCCCCGGCCUCGCGAACGUCCCUAAGGUCCAGGCCUUCAUGAGGUGCACUAAGUACGCUAAGGCUAAGUCCUGCAUGUACAAGGAUAUUAAGGCUAGGGUUGAGACCAACUUCGGUCCCCUGGACAAGAUCCUGGAGCAGACCAAGCUUACUGAAGAUGAACUCUUCCCCCUGGUGAUCAGUCUCUACCACGAAGAUGAUGAUGAUUUCGCUGGAUUCUAAACUUAUCUGGGUUCGGAGACUUCGUCUUAUGCCAUCAAAAUUAUUUUUUUUUUCAAAAGUUGAACGAAUUGAAGGCUUCAACCAAAUAACUUGAACUUCGAGUAUUGACCUCUUUUAUUACCGCUGUCUUCCAAUUAUAGCAUGUGAUUCAAUAUUAUUAAAAAUCUAAUGAAAAACAAAAUAAAAAUAAAUAUGAAAACAUUUAUAAA
Eurytemora carolleeae is the source of this 1176-nucleotide messenger RNA. RefSeq lists its product as uncharacterized. NCBI's taxonomy places the organism in Eukaryota, Metazoa, Arthropoda, Copepoda, Calanoida, Temoridae. The transcript is spliced from 2 exons. The record is from RefSeq and is a predicted model, not a curated record. Bases 77 to 967 code for a protein of 296 amino acids.